Molecule: messenger RNA, 3541 nt
Organism: Eurytemora carolleeae
Lineage: Eukaryota; Metazoa; Arthropoda; Copepoda; Calanoida; Temoridae
Product: nascent polypeptide-associated complex subunit alpha, muscle-specific form
Exons: 9
Coding region: 1-3003 (1000 amino acids)
Source: RefSeq, a predicted model, not a curated record
AUGGGUCUAAAGACCGGGGCUCUAGAUUCUAAGUUGAAACUCCAAGAAGUGAAAGAGGUUAAACCAUGGCGUCCAAUUGAUGAAGUUCGGCUCCAAGAAGUUGAAGAGCUAAAACUUCAACAAAGGACUGAACCUGGACUCCAACAAGUUUCAGAGCUUCAAGCUAAACCUGGACUCCAACAAGUUUCAGAGCUUCAAUCUAAACCUCGACUCCAACAAGUUUCCAAGCUUCAAUCUACACCUCGACUCCAGCAAGUUUCCAAGCUUCAAGCUAGACCUGGAGCUAAGAAAACUGGACUAGUUCUACAGAAGGUUCAUCUAGAAGGACCAGAGCAGGGAUAUAACCUGGAUCUAGUGACCAGUAAGAACGUCAAGGUUGUCAAGGAGACCCUUCAGCAAGUUGGGGAAAUUCCCCUUCAAGAGGUUAAAGUUGUAAAUCAAGGAAGACAGAAAGGGGAUAGCCUGCUUUUACCAACUUAUCAUGAAUCCAGACACAAGCAGACGACUUUUUCACAAAAUAGAAAAUCAGCUGACAAACUGCAAGCACUCAAAAAUAUCAAUAAAUCCUCUGAACUUCCUGAUUAUAACAAGAUGAGUGAGGUUUAUCAUGAGAAAAAACUGAGAACAAAGAUGGUCUUACCAGGAGACAGGGUGGAUAGAACAGGGGUUAGAAGCUCUAGAGUUCAAGAGAAUCUUCAAGAAGUUCGACCAGUGUAUGUUCCUGCAGUAUCAGUUACUAGUUUGUUUAAUGAUGCUGGGUUACCAAGGAAAAAGUCUACUGAUUUUGAUAAGGAGUUUCAGGAUAAUACUCGGGUUCUGGAGAAAGUGAACUCUGGUUCUGAAAGUUAUGACAAUUCUAUUGAGAAGAGGAAAGCUGGAACGUACAGUGUACAGGGGGAUGGUAUAACAGUAGAAGAAUCUGGAAGCACUGAAUAUGGUCAGUUUAGCUCCUCUGGAUCCUCCCUAGCUGGUCAGGACACUAGUGGGAAGAAUACUCAGAUUAUUAUUACCCUCAACAAUAAUCCAAGUAUACAGGUCUUCCGAGAGAAGCAAACAGAUAAAUCUGAUCCCAAACAUUAUCCUAAGCCUCCAACUAUUCUAACAACAGUGAGACCUUCCUACACCACUACUAGACCAGGUCCUCCUUCACCUCCAGCUCCUCCUCCACUCACUUCUCCAGUUUCCGAAUAUACAGUAACGAAUGACUAUGAGGAUGAUGAAGAUGAUGAUAAGAUAAUAGCUGCGGUGGAAGCAGAAGAUUACUACUUUGAUAGUUUUGAUAAUACCAGGCAAACAAGUAGCGGUCAACUAACCGACAGCUAUGGAGUUCCUUUAUCCAAAAAGACAACAAAAAGACCUGUAGAUAACAGCAUACAAGGAUCUAGGGCGGGCAGAAGAAGAUUCAACCAAGGCUCAAGAAGCAACCAAAUAACUUCAGACACUCUUCAAUCAAGUUUUGAUAAUGCGUUUGAUCCAGGUUUGGUUGUUCAAGAGUUACUUCCUCCCCUGGAAACUCCUGACUCUAAUUCACCUCAGAACAAAUUAACUUUUACUUUGCCUAAACUGAUUCCCCCUUCUUCAUCUCCUUCUAAAAUAAACCCUUAUAACUCCCAGCCCUUGACAGUUACAUUAACAACUCCUGACCCAACAGAUGCAUCAGAACCAUUCACUUCCUUCUUCGGUUCAAACUCUAUUCCAUCUCCCCCUGCCCCUCCUCCUUCACCACCCCCUUCAUACUACACUGCACCAUCUCAGUCUACUCCUGAACCAUUUCAAAGACCGAUUAUACCUUCACUUCAAUCAGGACCUUCUCCUCCUUCACCUUUACCUUCUUACUACACUGCCCCUAUUGCACCACCUAUUUCUCCAUCUGUUCAGUCUGGUCCAGCUCCACCCUCCCCUCCUCCUUCCUACUACACUGCCCCUAUUGCACCCCCAAUUUCUGCAUCUGUUCAAUCAGGUGCAUCUCCACCCUCCCCUCCUUCUUCUUACUACUCUGCACCUAGCCAACAAAUUCCACCACCAAUUGCCCCAUCUACCCAAUUUGGCCCUCCACCACCUUCCCAACCAUCCACCUAUUAUUCUGCACCUAUAUCUCCUUCCGUCCAAUCAGGUCCUGCUCCCCCCUUACCUCCUCAAACAUCAUACUAUUCGCCACAAACUCAACAAAUAUCUCCAUCUGCUCAAUCAGAUCCUUCUCCACCCUCAAUACCGCCAUCAUCAUACUACUCCACACCAAAUCAACCAAUUGCACCUUCACCUCAAUCUAGUUUUGCACCUUCGUUACAGCCAAAUCCUCCUCAACAAUCACAUACUCCUCCUCAACAGUUUGCCCCUGUGGGUCCCCCCAAGCAGUUCUACAAUAGUCCCUCUUCCGACUUAUCUGCUCCAGUAGACAACUCUUACUCUGCUCCUAGAGCUCCUGUUAUCCAACCAGAUGAAACACCAUGGCAACCUUCCAAACCUCAAGAUGAUAGACCAUCCUACAAACCUCCUCAAGAUGAUAGACCAUCCUACAAACCUCCUCAAGAUGAUACUAAGCCAUCCUUUGCCCCACCUGCAUCUAAUGACAACUCAGUAAGCAGCGGAGAUAUACAUUACCAUAUUCACGUUGGUAACACUCAGGAACUAAAGGAUAUUCAAGCUCAGUUUGGAGAUUCAGUUGAAUCCAACCCUCCAGCCCCUCCACCAAGAGUAAGACCACCUCCACCUACGCGAGCUCCAGCUCCCCCUCUAACUAGAGCACCUGCUCCUCCUCCUAUAAGAACAAGAGCACCCCCGCCCCGGCCCUAUAAAAUCCAGUAUAUACCCCAAACUGUUCAAAUUUUACAAAACCCCCGACCUCAAUAUCUAUCUAAACCUGUUCGAUACCUAACCAGGCCAGCUCGGGAUCAGAAUAGCGAUGAAACAUGGAAAAGCAAAUUAGAGGAGAUGACCAACCUAAAAUGUGUUUUCUGGUGUGCUUUUCAAACCAAGGGUUCUCAACCUUCAGACCACAAAUAAACAUGGAUUUGGAGAACAAAUCUGUUAAACGGAAAAUCUAUGAAAAGUCUAUCUUUUGUUUAAGUUGCUCAUUGUUAAAUAAUAUUGAGGUUUCUCUGAUAGAAAGUUAAUAAUUUUGUUAACUGUUCAAGCAUGAUUAGUUUAAAAUACCAUUACCUUAUUUCUUGUAUGAAGGGCAGACAUAAAGGAAUUCUGAAAAGGGGGCGGGGAAAUAACAACUGCCCCCUCCCCCUCAGGGCCUUCCAUUAAAUUUUGGUGCAAAAGUUCGAAUAAAAGUUGUCCUGUUUUAUUUAAGUCUUUAAAUCGACAUUUUGAGAUCCCAAGUUUGACUCUUUUCCGAUAUGUCCAUUGUACAAUGUAAGCAGUACAUGGAUACCUGAAUUUAAAAAAAAAUCAUGAUUUGAGGUUGUUUAAAACAGCUCUUAAAAAAAAUAUUGAAACAUGUUCUAUAUGUUUAUCUAAAGCUUUUGAAUAAAGUAUAGUAUUUUUAAAAUUAAAAACAUUAUGUCUUGUUAUUCAUCAUUUAGUAGAUACUAUG